AAACGUGUCGUUUUACUCAAUUUUCACUGUCACCAACUAUGCGUUUUCUUUGUAAGCAUCGCUAGCCUAGCCCACCUAAGUUAAAGCAUGUUAAUCCUUUCAUGGACCUAUUCCCAGCUCAUUCCUUUUAUCUGUCGUUUAUGGCAGAUUCCCAAGGUUAUGGUAGUUUUUGAUUCUGGGUUCUUUCUUUUGAGUCAUUUUAGUGUGUUAAUCCAACUUAAAAUCAUUUUGAUUAAGUGGGGUUGACUAUAUAGUACUUGAGUUUGAAUGCAACUAUGCAAACCUCACCUAGAUAUGGCAGCAGAACCCUUCAGUUUCAGACCUCUAAUGUCUUGUCCAAGCAGAGGCGUAGCGGUUAUGAGCCGUCUGAUACUGAGACAGACUUCAAUGAAAGUCCUUGGCGUGAUCAUGUUCCAGAAAAGGAACGUUUAGACUUUGUUAAACCAAGGAACAUUAGCCCUUUAAAGCUCAGCCGCAGGCACACAUCGAGGCAUGAAUUUGGUGCAGACAACAGCUCAGGAGCUCGUAGUAGGAGACACAAUAGUAAGUCACCUUAUAAGCCAUCAAGAAGAGAAGAUACCAAUGCCCUUUCACCUGAUCCGAAGGCUUCUGAUUAUGUUUCUCCUUAUGAACAAGUCCUGGAAGAGCAUAAUUUGGAUAAAGAUGAGUUUGUGUAUCCACACAGGAAGCAAACUAAGGUUGUUGAAGUUAGUAGAGUGAGCAAGAAACCAAACUAUAUGAUGAGCAAGAGAUCAGUAAGUGCUCCAAGAACAAGGCAGAGAGAUAAGGAGCAACCGAUUGUUUAUGAUCAAAUUUCUGAGAAGGAGAGAACAGUCUCACCAUUGUCUAAACAAAGAGAAGCUCCUCAAGUGAAAGUGGUGGUGGCGCCCUCAAUCGGCGAAAUCAAUGAAAGAGUUGCCUAUGCAAAGCUUGCUAGAGACCCCACUCGAAACACUGCAAAUUUUGAGAGUACUGACUCUAUUUCGCCAGGUGAUAUAUUCUUUUCUCGAGAAUGGAAUGUAAAGGCAUUACCUAAGAAGGAAGGUUCAGGAAACCAUUUUUGUCCAAAACCGAAAGUAGUAUCUCAAAGAGAUUCUACUAUGCCUCACUUGAGAAGUACUAGAGCAAAUAACAAUAUUAACCAUCAUAAGUCAUCAACUUCAAUCUUCACUUCUUCUGCAAGUAGGCCAGGAAGUGGUAGGUUUAGCACUGAGAGUAGUAAACUGAGUGAAGUGAGCGUGAGAACAACUGAGAGCAUGAAAAAAUUCACAGAAAAUAGGAAGAAGAAGCAGAAGGAGACAUGGUUUGGUUGUAUGAAGAAAGGUCCUUGUAGGACCUCAAAGUCACCUGAGAAGAAUCCUAGAACCACAUUCAAUGAGACCGCAUUCAUUGAGAAAGCUUAUGUGGUUGAAAAUCUGAGACAGUUCUGGGCUGAUAAGUAUCAACCUGCUUCCUUGAAUGGAUUCACUUUACAUAAACAAGAGGCUCAACUUCUCAAGCAACUUGUAUCAGAUGACAUUUGCCCCCAUAUUUUGCUGAAGGGGCCAUCUGGUUCUGGAAGAAGAGCACUAGCAAUGGCUCUUCUGCGCGAAUUAUAUGGCGAUGCAAGUUGGAAUAUAUCACAUGAUUUAAGAUACUUUCAGAUUCAGGAAAACCGGCCAACGCAAGUGGCUGUUCCAAUAACAUCAAGUGCUCACCAUUUGGAGCUCAAUGUUCACAAGGAAUCAAAUGCCAAAUAUGCUUUAAUGGGUUUAGUUAAAGAAAUUGUCAAAGAUUAUACAGUUGCACCUGAAAUCAGUAUUGCUAAUCUCAGCACUAGUUAUAAAGUAAUUGUUCUUUAUGAUGUGGACAAAGCAACAGAUAACACCAUCCAACAUCUGAUAAAAUGGAUUUUUGACUGUUACUCUCAUUCAUGUAAACUCAUCCUCUGCUGUGAAGAUGAUACAGAGAUAAUUGAGUCAGUGAAAAAUCAAUGCAAAACUAUCAAAGUCAAUGCUCCUGUAACUCAUGAGAUCAUGGAAGUACUCAUUCAGAUAGCAAGGAAGGAAGACUUUGAUCUGUCUAUGGAGUUUGCAGCUAAGAUUGCUAUCAAAUCAAAACAGAAUCUUAGAAAAGCAAUCAUGGCCCUUGAAGCAUGCAAGGCUCACAACUAUCCUUUUGUGGAGGAUCAACCAAUUCCACUUGGAUGGGAAGAGGUUCUGGUUGAAAUCUCAGCAGAAAUCCUAGCCAACUCAUCAUCUAACAUGUUAUUUGUCAUAAGAGGAAGAUUUCAAAAGCUUCUACUUGAGUUUGUUGACCCCAAACUGAUUUUACAGAAGCUUGUGGAACAGUUUCUAAAAGGAAUAGAAGCUAAUAUUAAAAGGGAACUUUAUUACUGGCAUGGCUAUUAUGACAAGAAACUACCAACUGGACCAAGUGCUUUGCUAAAACUAGAAGAAUUCUUGGCCAAAUUCAUGAGCAUAUACAGAAAAAGUUCAAAUAAUCGACAGUGAAUCAUGUAGCUUAUGUAUUAUUUUUAUCUGAUGCGUAAUUAUAGAAGACUUUUUUCAGAUUAAGAGUGAAAGCUUUGCUACUUAAAUAAAUGUAAAAUAAAAUAAAUCUACAUUUUUUUU
Molecule: messenger RNA, 2612 nt
Organism: Humulus lupulus (European hop)
Lineage: Eukaryota; Viridiplantae; Streptophyta; Magnoliopsida; Rosales; Cannabaceae
Exons: 11
Coding region: 276-2492 (738 amino acids)
Biological process (GO): DNA-templated DNA replication; DNA repair
Cellular component (GO): nucleus; DNA replication factor C complex
Molecular function (GO): DNA clamp loader activity; DNA binding
Source: RefSeq, a predicted model, not a curated record